AGCAAUCUUUCUCUGCUGAGGGCACAUUGUCCUUCCUUGGGCAGAAUUUCAAAUGAGUCCAGGCCAUUUUUCCUCCCUGUGUAGCUUGGAGCUGAUGCAUAAGCUGCAUGCCAGAAGCUCAAGGCUUGAAAAAAGUUCACGGAGCAGGAUGAAGCUAGGGCUUCUCAGUGGCUGUGUCCACAGAAAUGCUUUUCUGCUGGGUGUGAUUGCCCAAGUGUGCACUUCAUUGCCUGGAAGUUUCGUAAGAUGUAGCUGCAGGGAAGUCCCUAAAACUGCCUGGAUUUGUGCUUGUUUCCUUCCAGUUAAAGCAGGCUUUUGAAGCCUCAGGGAAUAAGAGGGUCAGAGCAUCUGCAUCCCAGAAGAAGCUGUUGGGAGAUAUGGGAACAAGCAUCAUGGACAAGAGAGCUCUCUGGGCAGGUUUAGUGGUCUCACUGCUUCUCCAGGGAGGUGAGUAGGUCAUGAGUCACCACUGCCUGAAUCUCCUAUCUCUGCUACAUGCAUUGCUCCCUCCAGUUCUGACACUAACAUGUUUAUGACUCUGACUGUCCCUUUGUGUACCCAUCGUGCUGGCUAUCUUGGUUGGUCCCAGUACCGGCAGGAACCAGGAAAAUUCACCGCUGAGAGCAUUGACCCCUUCCUAUGCUCUCACCUCAUCUAUGCAUUCGCAAACAUCAGUAACAACAAGAUCACCAUUGACGACAAGAAUGCCACAGCGCUUUAUCAGGCCAUCAGCAGUCUCAAAACCAAGAAUCCCAACCUGAAAAUCCUCGUGUCCAUUGGAGGGUACCUGUUUGGUUCUGAAGGGUUCCACCCUAUGGCUGAUUCUCCUAAUUCACAAUCAGCAUUUAUUGCUUCUGUGAUAUCAUUUCUGAGGAACCAUGACUUUGAUGGCCUGGAUGUCGACUGGAUCUAUCCAGAUUUGAAAGACAAAAUUCGUUUCACUGCAUUGAUUCAUGAAUUAGCAGAAGCCUUUCAGAAAGAGUUCGCCAAUACUAACAAAGAAAGGCUUCUCUUGACUGCAGGCGUGGCAGCGUGGAGGCAGAUGAUUGAUAACAGCUAUCAGAUUGAAAAACUGGCCAAAGACUUGGAUUUCAUCAACCUCCUGUCCUUUGACUUCCAUGGGUUUUGGGAAAGGCCUCUAGUCACAGGCCACAACAGUCCUCUGAGGAAGGGGUAUCGAGACCGGGGGAUGAGCUCCUACCUCAAUGUGGAAUAUGCUCUUGGAUACUGGGCACACAAGCUCAUGCCCACAGAGAAGAUAAUCAUGGGAAUCCCCACGUAUGGACGCUCUUUCACAUUGGCCUCUGCAGACACUGCUGUUGGGGCCUCUGCCUCCGGUCCUGGAGCCCCUGGUCCCAUCACUGGGUCAUCAGGCAUCCUAGCUUAUUAUGAGAUCUGCCAAUUCCUACAAGGAGCCAAGAUCACAAGGCUCCAGGAUCAGCAGGUUCCUUAUGCAGUCAAGGGCAACCAGUGGGUGGGCUACGAUGACGUGGAGAGUGUGAAGAACAAGGUUCAGUUCUUAAAGAAUUUAAACAUGGGAGGGGCCACGAUCUGGUCCAUUGACAUGGAUGACUUCACUGGCACAUCCUGCAACCAAGGCCCCUUUCCCCUUGUCCAAGCUGUGAAGAGAAGCCUUGACUCCCUGUGAAGGUAACAGAGCCUGGGGUUAGGGUUGGACAUGGGCAAAGAACUAGAAAGAAUAGGAAUAAGAUGCUGAGGCAGAUCAUCUUCACAUAUGUGGACUGACCUUUCUUCAGGUGCCAUUGCAUUUUCUGCUGUUUCCUUAUUGUGUGGGCAGAAUCUAUCCUUUGGUCAGCUUCCCAUCAUUUUUUAGAAUAGCAAUAAUUUUCAGGACAGGCAUUUACCCUAGACUCUUAUUAACUUGCCUGAUCUCAUGCUGAAGUGAUUGGGUUUAGUGUCUGGUU
Molecule: messenger RNA, 1925 nt
Organism: Ochotona princeps (American pika)
Lineage: Eukaryota; Metazoa; Chordata; Mammalia; Lagomorpha; Ochotonidae
Product: chitinase-3-like protein 2
Exons: 10
Coding region: 527-1648 (373 amino acids)
Biological process (GO): chitin catabolic process; carbohydrate metabolic process
Cellular component (GO): extracellular region
Molecular function (GO): chitin binding
Source: RefSeq, a predicted model, not a curated record